UUGAGAAACACAAUGCAUUUGUAUUUGCAAUUCAUCGUUGGAUUGUUUCUGGCUUACAUCAUGAAGAAGAUCUUCUUGACUAAAAAAGAAAAAGAAAUUCCUGGAAUGGAACCUAGUUCAAAAGACAUGGGAAAUUUAGAGGACUUGGGUCAAGCAGGGAGUUUACAUCAAUUUUUAGUUCGAUUGCAUGGAAAGUAUGGAAAAAUUACAUCUUUCUGGUUUGGGACCCAGAAAGUUGUAUCCAUUUCAUCUCCAGAGAUGUUCAAAGAACAGCAAAGUGUAUUUGACCGCCCACCAAUACUUUUUAAAUUCUUUGAACCACUCAUUGGCCCAAAUUCGUUGCAGUAUACAAACAAGGAUGCUGGGAAGGCCAAAAGGAGGGAGUAUGAUCGUUCAAUGUCACAUAAAGCCAUCACUCGUUACUUGGGGGAGUUCAAUGCAGUUAUCAAUGAAAUUAUGGAUAUGCUUUGUAAAGAUAUGGAAAGAGGUGUUACAGAGCAUGCACUCUGUACCCAUAUGGCUACAUUCGCACUGAAGGCUGAUCUGAUGACAUUAUUUGGCUAUGUAUCAGAUGAUUCAAAGAUCACUGAAUUUCAAAAUAAUUACAACAUUUACUGGUCGGCAAUGGAGGCUAGCUUGGGAGGAAAAUGUCCAGAACCAGGCAGCAAGGAAGAGGAGGACCUCCAGACAGCAUUGAAGGGGGCAAAAGAUUUUGUAAAAGGAGUUGUUGAAAUCAGGCAGAAGCUGGAGAUAAGAGAGGAAAACGAGAGGUUUAUUGAUAUCUUGAUCAGACACUCUGCAGAUGAAGAAACUCUUCUGGAUGAUGCAGUAACAUAUGUUGUCGGGGGAUUCCAUACCACCGCUAAUUAUUUGAUUUGGGGCAUCUAUUUCUUAGCUGGUAAUAGUGCUGUACAAGAUAGACUUCACGUGGAAAUACUGGAACAUUGUGAAAAGGAUGAAUCUAUAAGCAUGUCCACCAUCUCCAAAUGUGUGUAUUUGAAGCAGGUGUCUGAUGAGACGCUCCGGUGCUCUGUGCUGGCUCCAUUUGCAGCUCGAUAUCUUGAUGAGGAUAUACUACUUGGAGGUUACCCUAUUCCUGGCAGAACUCCAAUCGUCCAUGCUCUGGGUGUUAGCCUUCAUAAUCCUGAAUACUUUCCCGAGCCUAGCAAAUUUGAUCCAGACAGAUUUAGUCCGGAAAACAUUAAAAACAGGCCAAAAACAGCUUUUCAGCCGUUUGGUGUUGGCAAGAGGAUCUGCCCCGCUAAUAGAUUUGCAAAUAUGGAGGCAGCAGUUUGCAUUGCAGCGAUGGUGAGGAAGUUUGAGAUCGGUCUGGUUGAUGGGCAAAAGAUAGAGGCUGUACAUGGACUGGUGACUCAUCCCUCAACAGAGAUUAUGAUCACUCUUAAACAUCGCCAUUAGAAUUUAAUCAGAGGGAUCAACGAAUAUUAAAACAUCAUAAUUUGGUAACUGAUUAUUUUCCUGUGAUUUGACUUUGAGUGGACACAAAAAACUUUACAAUACUCUUUUUUUCAUGUCAUGUUGUAAGAAUACAUGUCAUAUUGUAAGAAUAAAUAUUUGGUAUUCUAAAAUUUAUAUUAGAUUAGCACAGAAUAUCAUUCUAAAUCUGGUAUGAUUUAACCAUUGGUAUUAUUAACAAUUUUCAAUCACAUGGUUUACAUAGCGCAUUGACUAAAAUAUCGUGAAAGACUAUUCCAACGUGCUAAUUUUUUAAUGAUAAUUAAAAUCAAAAGUUAUUUUUCAGAUUUGUAGUGAAAUGCUUUCAUACAGUUUAAUUUUUUAGGCAUAACAAUAUAUUAAAUUGUUUAGCAUAAUAUUAAUAUUACAUAUCCCUGGUGACUUUGUAAAUUUUAUGAAGCAUGAUCGUAUGAUUUAGAUUGAUAUAUCAAUAUACUAUAUAUAUAUAUAGUAAACUUUCAAUUUAACGAUUAACGAUUAAGGCUAAUUUGUAUAGAAUCCCGAAUUCCAUCGAUAAAUCAAUUUAUUGAAAAUGUAAUCCCUGAAAUAUUAAUAAGUAUAACAAUUUUAUAAGGAUGUUAAUGGAGGAUGGUAAAUCAAGGAUUCACUCUUUGUUGAAAUCAUUUAACCAUUAAUUGUAAAUUUAUCUUAAGAGUUAAGACUGAACAUGUUAUUGUACCAUGU
This is a messenger RNA of Bolinopsis microptera, 2160 nucleotides long. Its product is annotated as cytochrome P450 20A1-like. Bases 13 to 1419 code for a protein of 468 amino acids. NCBI's taxonomy places the organism in Eukaryota, Metazoa, Ctenophora, Tentaculata, Lobata, Bolinopsidae. The record is from RefSeq and is a predicted model, not a curated record. Gene Ontology annotation, cellular component: membrane. Gene Ontology annotation, molecular function: heme binding; monooxygenase activity; oxidoreductase activity, acting on paired donors, with incorporation or reduction of molecular oxygen. The transcript has a single exon.